AUGCCAAAAAUAUUCCACGUAAACUGGUUCCGUAGAGACAAGGAUGGUGGCUUCUUGUGGCCAGGAUUCGGUGACAAUAUACGUGUGGUGGACUGGAUUAUACGCCGUUUAGGUGGUGACGCGAGCAUUGCACAAGAAACUCCGAUCGGAUUUGUUCCGAAAAAAGGAUCACUCAACUUGGAAGGUCUCAAAGAUAUCAAAUACGAUGAACUGAUGAGUGUACCAAAAGAUUAUUGGCAGGAGGAUGUCCAGGAUGUCAAAAACUUCUUCGAUCAGCAGGUUCCUUUUGCUGCUUUAUAA
This is a messenger RNA of Anisakis simplex (herring worm), 300 nucleotides long. Lineage: Eukaryota; Metazoa; Nematoda; Chromadorea; Rhabditida; Anisakidae. The record is from the annotation of a GenBank genome assembly.